Penicillium olsonii is the source of this 1722-nucleotide messenger RNA. NCBI's taxonomy places the organism in Eukaryota, Fungi, Ascomycota, Eurotiomycetes, Eurotiales, Aspergillaceae. The record is from the annotation of a GenBank genome assembly.
AUGUCUAGUGUGAAAUCCCGGCUUUCAGGCCUCUUGGGCCACUUCAAUGGGCCCCCUUCACCCAAUUUUGAACACAAAAUCAACAAACAUACCUUGUCGCCAACAUUCUUCCUCCCUCGUGCUGCUGCAAUUGAGCCCAAUGCCGAGGCCAUUUACCAUGUAACCGCCAACAACAAGAUCCUACGACGGACUUAUGGCGAAGCUGCAGACAGAGCCAGAGGCUUGGCUUACUAUCUGAAGAAGCAUGCAUACAGCCGAGUCGGCAUUGUUUGCCCCAAUACCCCGGCAUUCCUCGAGUCGAUCUUUGGAAUUGCUGCCGCUGGUGCUGUCAAUGUUGCUGUCAAUUACCGUCUGAAGGCGGACGAUGUUGCUUACAUACUUGGCCACGCCGAUGCGCAGGUGCUCAUUGUCGACGAGGAAUUCCUCCCACUCUUGGAAAACUAUCGAUCCCAAUACCCCCAUAUUCCCAUUAUUGUAGAUACUGACACCGAUGCGACUGAGGGGGAGUUGACCGGUCCAUUCGACGACGCUAUCCUCGAGGGCUUAAAACACGAUUUGGAGACCGGCUCUCAUGGUUGGGAAGGCCUCGAGAUGCAAGCAGCUGACGAGGAAGCGACUCUUGCGUUGGCGUACACCAGUGGCACAACAGCCCGCCCCAAGGGUGUCGAAUUCAACCAUCGAGGGUGCUAUCUCGCGACAUUGGGAAACAUCAUUGAAUCUGGUCUCAACUACCACAAAGGACGGGCCCGCUACCUUUGGACACUGCCAAUGUUCCAUGCCAUGGGGUGGACAUUCCCGUGGGCAGUGACCGCAGUUCGCGGCACACACUAUUGUUUGCGGAAGAUAGACUACCCCGAGAUCUGGAGGCUGCUGAAGGAAGAGCAGGUCACCCAUUUCAACGCUGCACCUACUGUGAAUACAUUACUCUGCAAUGCCAAGGAGGCAGAGAAGCUGCCCGAGCCUGUGCGUGUCACAGUGGCAGCAAGCCCUCCAACGCCUCAUCUCUUUGAACAAAUGACCGAUUUGAAUUUGCAUCCUGUACAUGUCUACGGAAUGACUGAAACCUAUGGACCGAUCACCAAGGGUUACCAACUGCCAGAGUGGGAUACCAUUGACCUUAAAGAAAAGUACAAGAAGAUGGCCCGCCAAGGUCAUGGGUUCAUCACAAGUCUCCCUGCACGGGUCAUCAAGACUGAAGUUCCCGAAGGAACCCUCACCGAUGUUAGCAGGAAUGGACAAGAGAUCGGAGAAAUUGUCUUCAUCGGAAAUAUCUGCGCCCGAGGAUACUACAAAGAUCCCGAAGCAACUCGGAAGCUGUUCGCAGGAGGUGUUCUCCACUCAGGGGAUCUCGCGGUUUGGCACCCGGAUGGCGCGAUUCAGAUUCUUGACCGUGCUAAAGAUAUUAUCAUCAGUGGGGGUGAGAAUAUAUCCUCCGUGGCCCUAGAGUCAAUGCUGGUCACACAUCCCGGAAUUUUGGAAGCCGGCGUUGUUUCUGUUCCCGAUUCUCACUGGGGCGAGCGACCUAAAGCCUUCAUCACCGUCAAGGAAGGCACUAGCCUCGAAGGCUCUGAGGUGAUUAACUGGGCUCGCAAUGUUAGCGGAAUCAGCAAGUUCAUGAUCCCUCGCGAGGUGGAGGUAGUGACCGAACUUCCCAAGACCAGUACUGGUAAGAUCCGGAAGAAUGUCCUCCGCGACUGGGUGAAGGGCCAAAAGGAGGUCUAG